Messenger RNA from Hyaloscypha bicolor E, 894 nucleotides. Its product is annotated as NAD(P)-binding protein. NCBI's taxonomy places the organism in Eukaryota, Fungi, Ascomycota, Leotiomycetes, Helotiales, Hyaloscyphaceae. The record is from RefSeq and is a predicted model, not a curated record. The transcript has 3 exons. Bases 1 to 894 code for a protein of 297 amino acids. Gene Ontology annotation, molecular function: oxidoreductase activity.
AUGACCACAAUCAAGAGCGUAGCUGUCAUUGGAGCAACAGGCAAUCUCGGUCCAGCUGUCGUGAAAGCCCUCCUCGAUGCUGGCUUCACCGUAACAGCCCUGACCCGAAUCGACUCCACCUCGACAGUACUCCCCGGCGCAAAGGUCCACAAAACCGACUACUCCUCCCCCGACUCAAUUGCAGAAGCCUUCAAGGGACAAGAUGCCGUCGUAUCAACGAUCGCAACAGCGGCAUUGGGACAGCAGCAGGCGGUUGUCGACGCGGCAGUCAAGGCAGGCGUAAAGAGAUUUAUACCGAGCGAGUUUGGGAUGGAUACUACAACCAUCACAGGCGGCGCAAAAAAGAUAUUAGGUGGAAAGAUUGCGCUGCAGGGGGUGUUGGCUAAGGCUGCGGAAGAGAAUAAGCAUUUCUCGUGGACUGGGAUCUCGACGGGAAUGUUCUUUGACUGGGGCCUGAAAGUGGGAUCACUGGGUUUCUCACUUCCAACCGAGACCGCGACCAUCUACGAUUCCGGCAACGAGCCCUUCACGGGAUCAAAUCUCGCCCUCGUUGGCCAAGCAAUCGCUUCAGUCCUCAAACACCCUGAAGAGACAGCGAACAAGUACCUCAAGGUUGCCUCCUUCGUAACCACACAAAAUGCUAUACUAGCGGCACUGGAGGAGGAAUCUGGGAAGAAGUGGACGGUUGUAAAGAAGAAUACAGCGGAUAGUCAGAAGCUCGCAGAUGAGAAGUUGGCAAAGGGCGAUUACUCAGCUUUUGGGGAUUAUUUGAAGCCACUGUUGUUUGGAGAUGGCAUUGGGGUUUCUCCUAAGGAGGAGCAGCUUGCGAAUAAGGAGUUGGGCCUGCCGAAGGGCGAUUUAAAGGAGACUGUUAAAUCCGUAUUGUCUGGGUAG